This is a messenger RNA of Cydia amplana, 1244 nucleotides long. RefSeq names its product DDB1- and CUL4-associated factor 7 (gene wap). The record is from RefSeq and is a predicted model, not a curated record. Gene Ontology annotation, molecular function: protein binding. The transcript is spliced from 8 exons. The coding region runs from base 177 to 1238 and encodes 353 amino acids. Lineage: Eukaryota; Metazoa; Arthropoda; Insecta; Lepidoptera; Tortricidae. Gene Ontology annotation, cellular component: nucleus.
GAGUGUAAUAUAACCAAACAAUGUACAAUUCUUGCAAUCGCGUAUGCAUUAUCGACAGAUUUCAGGCAAAUGCUUGUUUGUUUUUCAUAUGAAAUAAAUUGUAAAUAAUAACUAAAUAGGGUUUCCCGUGACUCAUACACCGUACUUAGCAACUGCAUCAAGACAUCUAUAUCAAGAUGUCGAUGCCACACAGCAGUUCCAGUACGACAAGUUCUAGUACAAAACGCAAGGAAAUUUACAAAUACCAAGCACCAUGGCCACUUUACUCCAUGAACUGGUCAGUACGGCCAGACAAAAGAUUCCGCUUAGCCUUAGGCAGCUUUGUGGAAGAAUAUAAUAAUAAGGUGCAAAUCAUAUCACUGGAUGAGGAGACAAGUGAGUUUGGUCCGAAAUCGACGUUUGACCAUCCAUACCCCACCACCAAGAUCAUGUGGAUCCCAGACAGCAAGGGGCAAUACCCAGACCUUCUGGCUACCAGUGGUGACUAUCUCAGAAUAUGGCGUGCAGGAGAACCCUACACUCUCUUUGAGUGUGUCCUGAAUAACAACAAGAACUCUGAUUUCUGCGCCCCACUCACCUCUUUUGAUUGGAAUGAGGUUGAUCCCAACCUCAUUGGGACAAGCAGCAUUGACACCACCUGCACUAUAUGGGGGCUGGAGACGGGACAGGUGCUGGGGAGAGUUAAUGAGGUGUCUGGACAUGUGAAGACACAGUUGAUAGCUCAUGACAAGGAAGUGUACGACAUCGCGUUUAGCCGCGCGGGCGGCGGGCGCGACAUGUUCGCGUCGGUGGGCGCCGACGGGUCCGUGCGCAUGUUCGACCUGCGCCACCUAGAGCACUCCACCAUCAUAUACGAGGACCCGCAGCACACGCCGCUGCUGCGGCUGGCGUGGAACAAGCAGGACCCGAACUACCUGGCCACCGUGGCCAUGGACGCGUGCGAGGUCAUCAUCCUGGACGUGCGCGUGCCCUGCACGCCCGUGGCGCGCCUCAACAACCACCGCGCCUGCGUCAACGGCAUCGCGUGGGCGCCGCACAGCUCAUGCCACAUAUGCACAGCGGGCGACGACCACCAGGCGCUGAUCUGGGACAUCCAGCAGAUGCCGCGCGCCAUCGAGGACCCCAUCCUCGCCUACACGGCGGCCGAGGGCGAGGUCAACCAGAUCCAGUGGGGCGCCACGCAGCCCGACUGGAUCGCCAUCUGCUACAACCGGCACGCCGAGAUACUCCGCGUCUAGGCCACC